Messenger RNA from Enterobius vermicularis (human pinworm), 234 nucleotides. The record is from the annotation of a GenBank genome assembly. NCBI's taxonomy places the organism in Eukaryota, Metazoa, Nematoda, Chromadorea, Rhabditida, Oxyuridae.
AUGCCUCGAGGUCCAGGUCGUGGAAUGUCUCAAGGUCUAGGCCGUGGUGCACCUGGAGGUCCUUUCCGUGGAAUGCCUGAAGGCCUUGGCCGUGGCAUGCCUCAGGGUCGAGGUCGUGGAAUGCCUCAAGGUCGAGGUCGAGGAGGUCCAAGUCGAGGAAUGACUCGUAGAGGGAAUGUACCACCGACGAGUCCAGGAAGUGAGUUUUCAUUGCUUAUAAGUCCAUUUAUCUAA